This is a messenger RNA of Cloeon dipterum, 3272 nucleotides long. It is a transcript of the gene Fs(2)Ket, whose product is annotated as Importin subunit beta Fs(2)Ket. The record is from RefSeq and is a predicted model, not a curated record. Bases 86 to 3019 code for a protein of 977 amino acids. The transcript is spliced from 12 exons. Gene Ontology annotation, cellular component: cytoplasm; nucleus. Gene Ontology annotation, molecular function: nuclear import signal receptor activity; small GTPase binding. Gene Ontology annotation, biological process: protein import into nucleus. NCBI's taxonomy places the organism in Eukaryota, Metazoa, Arthropoda, Insecta, Ephemeroptera, Baetidae.
UCCGUUUCCUGGUAGUUGCCUGCCUGCUCGCGCCACAGCCGGCUGUCGUUGAAAAUCGACUGUUAAAUUUCGCCACGCCAGUUGAAUGAAUAACCUCAUCAUGUCAGCCGAAACUUCACUUCAGUUAAUUAACAUCUUAGAGAAGACGAUUUCACCAGACAAAAAUGAACUCGAAGCUGCUCAGACAUACCUCGAACAGGCAGCACUUACAAACUUUCCUGAGUUUUGCAAAGGACUCUCUGAAAUAUUGGGUCAUGGAGGGAACUCAGCAGUUGUGCGGAUGGCAGCUGGCCUGCAAUUUAAGAACAGCCUCACUUCCAAGGAUCCUAAUAUUGCUAUUCAAUACCAACACAGGUGGCUAGCUCUGCCAGAACAAACUAGAGCGUACAUUAAACAGAAUAUCUUGGGUGCUUUGGGAACAGAAAAUAACAGGCCGAGCACUGCUGCCCAGUGUGUGGCGUAUGUGGCUGUAGCAGAGUUACCAGUCAAGCAAUGGCCAGAACUGAUUGAAUGCCUCGCUUCAAACGUCGUCAAUACCUCCAGCACUGAAAUGACCAAGGAAGCCACCUUGGAGACUAUUGGCUACAUCUGUCAAGAAAUUCAAGACCAGGAGGUUCUGCAGCUGCAGGCAAACCAAAUUUUAACAGCGAUUAUACACGGAAUGAGAUCAAAUGAGCCCAGCAAUCAUGUCAGGCUCGCAGCAACAAACGCUUUACAAAAUUCAUUGGAGUUUACCAGAGCCAACUUUGAAACAGACACUGAGCGUAAUUUUAUAAUGGAAGUAGUUUGCGAGGCAACACAAAGCACAGACACAGCGGUCAAGGUAUCUGCCCUGCAGUGCUUGGUGAAGAUCAUGUCCCUGUAUUACCAACACAUGGAGUCUUACAUGGGCCAAGCGCUCUUCCCCAUAACUCUUGACGCCAUGAAAUCUGAAACAGACGAGGUUGCCCUCCAGGGCAUCGAGUUUUGGUCAAACGUCAGUGACGAGGAAAUGGAUUUGAGCAUUGAAGCUACGGAGGCUUCUGAAGCAGGCCGCGUCCCCUCUAGAUGUUCGCGUUUCUACGCGAAGGGCGCUUUGCAGUUUCUGGUGCCUGUCCUUCAGCAAAAGUUGACAAAGCAAGAGGAGAAUGACGAUGAAGACGACUGGAAUCCUAGCAAGGCGGCAGGGGUGUGUCUCAUGCUGCUUGCUACCUGCUGCGAGGACGACAUUAUUCCUCACGUGCUCCCGUUCGUCAAGGACAACAUCAAGUCUCCAAACUGGAGGUGCAGGGACGCUGCUCUCAUGGCCUUUGGUUCCAUUUUGGGAGGGCUUGAGCCUACCACCUUGAAGCCUCUAGUGGACCAAGCCAUGCCCACUUUAAUUGAGCUUAUGUACGACCAGAGUGUCCAAGUUAGAGACACUUGCGCAUGGACCUUUGGCCGCAUCUGUGAAAUCGUUCCUGAAGCAGCCAUCAACGAGCAAUAUCUAAAGUCGCUUCUUGAGGCACUGGUUAACGGUUUGAAAGCGGAACCCAGAGUUGCCAACAAUGUUUGCUGGGCGUUCACUGGCUUAGCUGAGGCGGCAUAUGAGGCAGCCGAAAAUGCCAUGAACGCUGGCAAGGAUGACGAUGGGGCGCAGCCCGAAACUUAUUGCCUCUCCCAAUACUUUGAGUUCAUCGUCCAGAGACUUCUUGAAACUACUGACCGACCUGAUGGGGCUCAGGCAAAUCUUAGGAGCAGCGCUUAUGAAGCACUUAUGGAAUUAGUGAAAAAUUCACCACGCGACUGCUAUGUAGCUGUUCAAAAAACGACCAUGGUCAUCCUGGAGAGGCUGCAACAUGUAUUGCAAAUGGAAUCGCACAUUCAGUCGCACUCAGACCGCGCUCAAUACAACGACCUCCAGUCGCUUUUGUGCGGCACCUUGCAGAGCGUGCUGCGCAAGGUCAGCACUGAAGAUGCACCCAAGAUAUCGGACACCAUCAUGACUGCAUUGCUGCAAAUGUUCAAUUCAAACUCGUGCAAGGCUGGAGGAGUGCAGGAAGAUGCUCUUAUGGCUGUUUCCACUCUAGUCGAAAUUCUAGGGGAAGGGUUCCUCAAGUAUAUGGAGGCCUUCAAGCCUUUCUUGCACCUUGGUCUGAAAAACCGCGCUGAGUACCAGGUGUGUGGUGCUGCUGUCGGCCUUACCGGAGAUAUCGCUCGUGCCUUACGAGCCCGAAUCCUGCCAUACUGCGACGAGAUUAUGAUGCUGCUUCUAGAGAAUUUGGGCGACAACACAGUCCAUCGUUCAGUGAAACCGCAGAUUCUGUCUGUCUUUGGUGAUAUAGCUCUUUCGAUUGGACAUGAUUUCGGGAAAUAUCUCACUGUCGUUCUGCAGACCUUGGCCCAAGCCUCUCAGGUUGAUGUAGAUAGAUCUGAUUUUGACAUGUUGGAUUACCUGAAUGAGCUUCGAGAGGGAAUCCUUGAGGCCUACACAGGAAUUAUCCAAGGAUUGAAAGACGAAGAUGGCAACAAUGAAGCGGGCAAGACAUGUCUUUUAGCGCUUGAGUCUCAUCUGCCUUCAAUUAUCCAUUUCGUCUCAACGUGCUCACAAGAUCCAGACCACUCGGACUCCAUCAUUCACAACUGUGCUGGAUUAGUAGGGGACCUUUGCCUGACGUACGGAGCAAAAGUAUUGCCUCUGGUUGACGCGGAAGCUGUCAACGAAAUGCUCACCGAAGGGCGUCGUUCGCGAGUGACAAAAACCAAGAACAUUGCCAACUGGGCCACAAGAGAGGUGCGCAAACUGCGCAACCACGCAACAAGUUGCGUUGAUCAGAUGGUCAGGUCAAGUCGCGCGCGCCCCCCUGAUCGCCAUGUCCACUUUGUGGGCGUGACAUUCAAAAGCAAGUUGAGGUCUGCACGUGGAGCGCAUGCGCAGUUCUGCGCAGCAUUGACCUCGCGAGCGGAAGAUCCACAUGUGCUUUCUGACACAAACCGCCGAAUUUACCGCCGAUUCCGUGGUUUUGUGGGCAAGGGACGUCGGCUGUCCAGCCUAUGCUAAGUUGAAGAGCCCGCGCGUCGAUUUUUAGGUGAGCCCAGCACAGCGGAGCAGCCCUUUCAGCCAAAAAUACGGCGGCUACUGGGGACGUGGCGCCAUUUUGACUGAUUCGCCACACGCUUUGCCGACUCAUUUGUGCCGAUUUAGGCCGCCUUGUGAGUCUCGAGUGGUCGGACGACUGAAGAAGAGUCAUGUCGUCCAAUAACUACAGCAGCGAGGACAACUCGGCGGACAGGAACGUCGAGAUAUGGAAGAU